AUGGUCCAUCUAGCCACCGUCAAGAAGGACCACCAGGUCUCCAAGCCUGCUGCUCACUCCGAGCUCCCCGCCGUGGAGACCCUGGAUCUCAGCGCGCCAGGAGAAGACGACUACUCGACCAGCGUCUACGGCUCGCAAUAUGCCGCCAAGUCGCUGCCGGCGUAUGAGAUGCCCGAGAAGGAGAUGCCCCGUGAGGUGGCCUACCGUAUGAUCAAGGACGACCUGAGCUUGGACGGCAACCCGAUGCUAAACCUUGCCUCUUUCGUGACCACCUACAUGGAAGACGAGGCCGAGAAGCUCAUGGCCGAGGCCUUCAGCAAGAACUUCAUCGACUACGAAGAGUACCCGCAGUCCGCUGACAUCCAGAACCGAUGCGUCAACAUGAUUGCGCGCCUAUUCAACGCCCCCGUAGACGAGCACAGCGACAAUGCCAUGGGCACCUCCACCAUCGGCUCGUCCGAGGCCAUCAUGCUCUCCACGCUCGCCAUGAAGAAGCGGUGGCAGAACAAGCGCAAGGCCGAGGGCAAGGACUGGUCUCGCCCCAACAUUGUCAUGAACAGCGCUGUGCAGGUCUGCUGGGAGAAGGCGGCCCGCUACUUUGACGUCGAGGAGAAGUACGUCUACUGCACCGACGACCGCUACGUCAUUGACCCCGUCGAGGCUGUGAACCUGGUCGACGAAAACACCAUUGGGAUCUGCGUUAUCCUCGGCACUACCUACACGGGCGAGUACGAAGAUGCCAAGACCAUCAACGAUCUGCUGGUCAAGAAGGGUCUCGAUGUCCCCAUCCACAUUGACGCUGCGAGCGGUGGCUUUGUGGCUCCUUUCGUCAACCCCAACCUAGAAUGGGACUUUAGAUUGGAAAAGGUGGUCUCGAUCAACGUGUCGGGUCACAAGUACGGUCUGGUCUACCCUGGUGUCGGAUGGGUCGUCUGGCGCUCCCCCGAAUUCCUCCCCCAGGAACUCGUCUUCAACAUCAACUACCUUGGGGCGGACCAGGCCAGUUUUACCCUCAACUUUUCCAAGGGCGCCUCCCAGGUCAUUGGACAGUACUACCAGAUGAUCCGUCUGGGCAAGCGUGGAUACCGCUCCAUCAUGCUCAACCUCACCCGCACGGCGGACUACAUUACCAGCAAGCUCGAGGAGCUCGGAUUCAUAAUCAUGAGCCAGGGCCGUGGCCACGGCUUGCCCCUGGUUGCCUUCCGUCUGAACCCCAAGGACGGACACCUCUUUGACGAGUUUGCCAUUGCCCACCAGCUCCGCGAGCGUGGCUGGGUGGUGCCGGCUUACACCAUGGCGCCGCACAGCGAGAGCCUGAAGAUGAUGCGUGUUGUUGUGCGCGAGGAUUUCAGUGUGCCCCGUGCCGACGCGCUGGUGAAUGACAUUAAGCUUGCUCUGCAGACGCUGGGAGACAUGGACAAGACCAUGAUGGUCAAGUACCAGCAACACGUCCAGAACCACGUCGUCAACUCGCACAAGUCGCACCACAACCACCCUGCAUACAAGAAGGAGAAGCACUCCUUGCAAGGAAAGCACGGCAAGACCCAUGCCGUGUGCUAA
Talaromyces atroroseus is the source of this 1560-nucleotide messenger RNA. Its product is annotated as Glutamate decarboxylase 4. Lineage: Eukaryota; Fungi; Ascomycota; Eurotiomycetes; Eurotiales; Trichocomaceae. The transcript has 5 exons. Gene Ontology annotation, cellular component: cytosol. Bases 1 to 1560 code for a protein of 519 amino acids. The record is from RefSeq and is a predicted model, not a curated record. Gene Ontology annotation, biological process: L-glutamate catabolic process. Gene Ontology annotation, molecular function: pyridoxal phosphate binding; glutamate decarboxylase activity.